AACUACUGCACCGUGUAGGCAUUAGGCAAGCGGCAGCGCGAGAAUAAAAGCAGUAGCAGAGGCAGAGAGGCAAGAGGCACUCGAGUGUCCAGCCUGAGUGAGAGCAAGCCAGCAUUUUUUAACCUUGCCGCGGCAGCAAGCUAGACAAGAGGCGUGCACGCCGUGGCCGGGACAUCUCGGGCGACCAGCUUAGUUAACCUCCUCGGCUAAGGUUGCGGUGAACCUGCCGAGAGGGUAGCUAGCAACUUGCCCAAGCUUGUGGCGUGCUCUUCUUCCGCGCGAAAAUCUGUAUAAGUUGCUGCUCCCGUGAGCCGGCCAUGUCGGUGUCCUCUGCCCUGUCGUCCUUCCUGUUCUGCUGCUUCUACCCCACCGGCGGCCAUCGCCAUGGUCACCGCGCCGGCGCGUACUACUACAGCAGCCACCCGACGAGCACCAACACCUUCUACUACCACGACGGGGGCCUCGCCGGCCGCAGGAUGGGUCGGAGCAGACCGCUGUCGUUGCAGACGGUGGAGCUGAAGGUCCGGAUGUGCUGCUCGGGGUGCGAGCGGGUGGUGAAGCACGCGCUGACGAAGCUGCGGGGCGUGGACUCGGUGGAGGUGGAGGUGGAGAUGGAGAAGGUGACGGUGACGGGGUACGUGGACCGGCACCGGGUGCUCAAGGAGGUGCGUCGCGCGGGGAAGAAGGCGGAGUUCUGGCCCAACCCUGACCUGCCGCUGCACUUCACGUCGGCCAAGGACUACUUCCGCGACGAGGAGUCCUACCGCCGCACCUACAACUACUACCGCCACGGCUACAACGGCGACAAGCACGGCCACCUCCCGGAGCCCCACCGCGGCGCCGACCCCGUCAGCAACAUGUUCAACGACGACGACGUCAACGCCUGCUCCAUCAUGUAAUGUAAUCCAACGACCGAUCGAUCGAUCGACAUGCCAUGGCAAUGGCAUGGCGUGCCUCCUCAAGAAUCGAUCGAUCUAGCGUGCGUGGAGACUGGAGACCACCACGCGCGGGCGACGAGCUGGCUGGAGACCAGUGUGAUCAUUGUGUGUUCUUUCUAGUGCUCAUCGGUGCCUGCCGGCAGCCGGCACUGCCCGGCCCAGGUUGUAGUAGUAGUAGCAGGUCAAGUCACAACAAGUAUGCUCAUGCAUAUUAUGUAACAGUGGAUGCUAAAGUUGCAAUAUGGAAUGAGUAGCU
Messenger RNA from Phragmites australis (common reed), 1194 nucleotides. Its product is annotated as heavy metal-associated isoprenylated plant protein 30-like. The transcript has 2 exons. NCBI's taxonomy places the organism in Eukaryota, Viridiplantae, Streptophyta, Magnoliopsida, Poales, Poaceae. Bases 318 to 899 code for a protein of 193 amino acids. Gene Ontology annotation, molecular function: metal ion binding. The record is from RefSeq and is a predicted model, not a curated record.